Suncus etruscus (white-toothed pygmy shrew) is the source of this 789-nucleotide messenger RNA. RefSeq names its product protein LSM12 homolog. Gene Ontology annotation, molecular function: RNA binding. Bases 10 to 597 code for a protein of 195 amino acids. The transcript has a single exon. The record is from RefSeq and is a predicted model, not a curated record. Lineage: Eukaryota; Metazoa; Chordata; Mammalia; Eulipotyphla; Soricidae.
UCUCCCAAGAUGGCGGCUCCUCCGGGCGAGUACUUCAGCGUCGGGAGCCAGGUGUCGUGCCGGACGUGCCAGGAGCAGCGGCUGCAGGGCGAGGUGGUCGCCUUCGACUACCAGUCCAAAAUGCUGGCUUUAAAAUGUCCCUCAUCCAGUGGAAAGCCCAACCACGCAGACAUCUUGCUCAUAAACUUACAGUAUGUUUCAGAAGUGGAAAUUAUUAAUGACCGAACAGAAACCCCUCCUCCCCUAGCUUCACUCAAUCUUAGUAAGCUUGCCAGCAAAGCACGAACAGAGAAGGAGGAGAAGCUGAGCCAGGCCUAUGCAAUCAGCGCUGGGGUCUCCCUAGAGGGCCAGCAGCUCUUCCAGACCAUUCACAAAACCAUUAAAGACUGUAAAUGGCAAGAAAAAAACAUCGUAGUCAUGGAAGAAGUUGUUAUUACACCCCCGUAUCAAGUGGAAAACUGUAAAGGCAAAGAGGGGAGUGCACUGAGCCAUGUACGGAAAAUAGUUGAAAAACAUUUUAGAGACGUGGAAAGCCAAAAGAUACUGCAGCGUUCACAAGCCCAGCAACCACAGAAGGAGGCUGCCCUGUCAUCCUGAGUCCACACACACGGACACUCUUCCAGCGUCCAGCCACAGAGGCGGCGGUGGUGGCUUCGGCGGAGGCAGGCCGGGGGAGGGAAGGGAUCCUAUAUUUCUUGUUGGCUCUUGUUAACAGAGGGCCAGCAUUUCCAAAUCUUAGACUUGAACAAACAAAACACCCAACAAAAAAGAACAAGAGAAUAAUUUAAA